Messenger RNA from Esox lucius (northern pike), 2434 nucleotides. RefSeq names its product twinfilin-2. The transcript is spliced from 11 exons. NCBI's taxonomy places the organism in Eukaryota, Metazoa, Chordata, Actinopteri, Esociformes, Esocidae. Gene Ontology annotation, cellular component: actin filament; myofibril; cytoplasm. Bases 988 to 2097 code for a protein of 369 amino acids. The record is from RefSeq and is a predicted model, not a curated record. Gene Ontology annotation, biological process: positive regulation of neuron projection development; barbed-end actin filament capping; regulation of lamellipodium assembly. Gene Ontology annotation, molecular function: actin filament binding; actin monomer binding.
AAUUCUGAUUGCCGUAAAACCAUGAAACUAUACCUGAGACUAUACUUUUCCAAUUAAGUUGUUAAAACCAGUAAAGAGCCUCUGUGGUGGUUUAUUAGCAACACCACACUACCAGCUGUAUCCAGGCACUGCAUGGUUUUGAGCAUAAGGACAUUCUUUAGCCAUUGUACAUUACCACACCCCCUUGUCUUUUUGCCUAAGUAGUCCUAAGCCUGUGUCUGGGCUUAUACUAUCAUUCCUAUUCCCACCUGUUGCCUACCUUUCCAUGUAUAGUUUGGUCAACAUUUAAGCAGGUAUACUAGCUUAAAUCAAAAGGAAUGAGUUGUCAUCCAAGAAUAAAAGUGUCUAGCUCUUCUAUAUGAAACCGGGUCUAAAUUCAUUUCAAUUCAGGUUCGAUGUGCAAACCAGGGGACAGCUUUAUGCGGGGUGUCGCAUUUCUGUGACCAGGUGGCUGGAAUUUGAGAUCUCUGUUGUGUCCAUGUGUCGAACCGAUCCGGUUCACAUGUGAAUGAGUGAUAAGGUCAUUGUCGAUGACACGGGGACAGACAUCUAACAAAAGAUAGAGACCUAACGACAUAAUAUCUUUCAGUUGUGGAUUUCUGAACGAGAACGAGCCCGGGCGCCUAGUGUGCUGUGUCACUUAUCCCGUGCAUCGUAGCGCGUCGUUUGAGAGAUCCCACUCCCACCAAGCGCUGCAAAGUGGUUGUAAUUGAUACGUGAAGAAUUUUAGAUCAGUGGUUAAGGUGGCAUAUCCGCUGACAGCUGCGUUAUUACUCAUCUGCCACUGUUCCGCGGGUCUGAUUUCAAGCAUUUGGGAUCCCCCAAGUCAGCCUUGGAUCGUUUCUGUCUGGAAGUUGGUUUGGCCGAACUGUCUACUGCCAGAACGGUGUCAGCUGAGCAGCAACAGAAGGAUUACACGGAGAGGCUGAAGCUAGAAGACUACUUUUGAUGAGAGGAUUUUGAAACACCAAACGGGAGCACUAAACGAUGUCGCACCAGACUGGAAUCCAUGCAUCCCAUGAGCUGAAGGACUUCCUGGCCAGGGCAAGGGGAGGGACUAUCAGAAUAGCAAAAAUUGUCAUCAGAGAUGAGGAGCUAGUGCUAGACUCAUUCAGAGAACCGGCACAGAGCUGGGACAAGGAUUAUGACCACUUCCUUCUUCCUCUGCUGGUGGCCCAGAAGCCCUGCUACAUCCUUUAUCGUCUUGACACCCAGAAUGCACAAGGUUAUGAAUGGAUCUUCAUUGCCUGGUCGCCUGAUCAAUCACCAGUAAGGGAGAAGAUGGUGUAUGCUGCCACCCGUGCCACACUGAAAAAAGAGUUUGGUGGAGGCCACAUCAAGGAUGAGAUGUUUGGCACGGUUGAGGAAGACUUGUGCUUCCAGGGGUACCUGCGUCACAUGUCCUCGUACUGUACCCCUGCUCCUCUAACUGCAGCUGAACAGGAGCUGCAGCGGAUCAAAAUCACAGAGGACAAAGUUGUUUGGGAUGAACGUAGAAGGUUAAGCAACACUCCUAGAGGACGAGCAAAGGUGACAAUGGAGUUUGGUUUGGACAAAAGGCACCAAACUCUUACGGGCCUGGCAUUUCCCCUACAGGAAGAGACCAAACAUGCUCUACAACAACUCAAGCAGAAACGUAUCAAUUACAUACAGCUGAGGUUGGACAUUGAGAAAGAGACGAUCGAGCUGGUCCACACCAACCCCACGGAGACACGUGAGCUACCCUACAGGAUUCCUACAGACACGCCAAGAUACCACUUCUUCAUCUUCAAACACUCCCAUCAGGGACUGCAACAGGAGGCACUGGUGUUCAUCUACUCCAUGCCCGGAUACAGCUGUAGCAUUAAGGAGCGGAUGCUGUACUCAAGCUGUAAGAACCGGCUUCUGGAGGAGGUGGAGAGGGACUACCAUCUAGAGAUCGCCAAAAAGAUAGAGAUUGACGGCGGGGAUGGGCUGACGGAGGAGUUUCUGUACGAGGAGGUUCACCCUAUCGAGCACACUCUGAAGCAGGCGUUCGCCAAGCCACGUGGGCCGGGCGGGAAGAGGGGAAACAAGCGAAUCAUCAAGGGGGCUGGAGAGAACCGAGAGGAAAGCUAGAGAGUGACAGGGACAGGCUCGGAUAUGAACACACACGCCUCCAUGUUUGCAAGCCUCUAUUCCCCCCUUGUUAUUUCUUCCCUGGUAGGCCUGUUUAUGCUCAUUUUAAAAGGAAAAGCUCAAUCUAAAGGCCAGUUUAUUUAUUUUUUUGUUAAACAGCAUCACUUUUAUGGUUCCCCAUUUUCCGCUCUCUCUGUUGUUACACCGCUGGUGCCUCGUCCCCAAACAUUCAAAGACGCUUUUUGUCUUUCCCCAAAAGGCCUGAGACGUUGAGAUGAAGGUUCAAUAAAAUACAUUAUUUUACAUUAUCUUCCAAUAAAAACAUGUUUUCUGUGUA